GCAGUAUUUGAGACCAAMCAACUCCAAAUCCCAGCAAUGGCAGGGGAAUAUAUUCAGGAUGUUUUCCAUGCAUGUACAAGUAUGCUGGUUUUUUAGAAGCUGUGAGACAAUUUGUACUCAGCAGACCUUUCCCAGGUGAAACCACAGUUCAGAAGGUGUUGUCCCCUCAUGGAAAAGUCAGCCCUGAUCCUACUGAUCAGGCAAUGCUUGCCCUAAAAAAGGGCAAAGAUGUGGCUGACACAUCGUUCAGCCAAAUCCCUGGCGCACACAGGGAGUCACCGGCAGAUCCUGGCAAUUGCAAACAGAGCCCAAGCCAGGAUUCAAAGACAAGAWCAGAAGAUUAAGCUCCUAUCAAGAGGUAAUUAAAAGCCAGGAAAUAAUGAUGGCAAUCACAGCGAAUCAGUUGGCACAGGGAUGUUUGCCCAACAAAUGUCAUUAUAGGCAGAAGCAGGAAUUACYCUCCAUCAGCAGAAAUAUUCCAUCAAAUUGCUGUGAAUGACCUGAUCAGGUAAUUAAAGGGACAUUCCAGCCCCRCUGCAUUGUUUGCUGUUAAUCACGAUCGUUCAUAUCCAUAUCUUUACCCAAACAAUUGCUUCUGAUAAGGCUGCAGAUUUAUAGGGGACCCCGAGAGGAGCGGGCAGUGGACCCUCAGCCGCGAGCUGGGAGCGACCAGGCUUGGAAGAAGGCAAACAAUAAAGAAGUGUGUUAUAAAUUACAGAUAGGACUGCUGUGUGAUCCUGAAGGAAGGGAGARAACAUGGUUUCCAUGAGGACAACUCUGUGGCAAGUAAUUAUUCCCAUGAUUGUCCUGUCCCACUUCUCAGCAUCUCUGCCAUCCCAGCAGAGGACAGAGCGCCACGCGGACGGGCUGUUCCACAGCGAGCUCAGCAAGAUGAACGGCAAUGCCUACAUGCAGCAGCUGGUCAAGCACCUGGUGGGCCUCAAGGACAGGGCCCAGAGGCACUCGGACGGGCUGUUCACCAGCGAGUACAGCAAGAUGAGAGGCAACGCCCAGGUGCAGAAAUUCAUCCAGAACCUCAUGGGCCGCAAGCGCAGCUCUCCUGGCCCAAUCAACACAGAUGUGCAGGGRAGAGAGGGAGUGAACAACCCUGAGGAACUUUGCUUUCUCUGGUUGUACCAGAGCUUUCUGAACACCAGCCGCUCAGACACAGAUGCCAGGGAGGCUGCUGCCAUUGCCGGCCAGUUCGUUUGCCCCUUCUCUAAGCAGCUGGUUGAGGACAUGAAGAAAGAUACAGAUGGUGCUGAAUGAAGGUGAAGGGAAAGAAACAGCCAAGGAGACAGCUUUGCACGUGUACGGCCUUGAAAAUAAAUUGGGAAGCUCUUGCUUAGGAAAAACGCUUGAGAUYGGCAAAUAAAUAAAAAUAAUCCUGGAAAGCAGCCAAAAGCCAGUGAAACCUCUGAGAUUAUCCACCGUGGAAUGUAUGUGGGUGUGAACUGCUGUCAGUAGAUGGAGCCCGGGUGAAGCACAUCCCUUCCACUCUGUGCUGGCAUCUGGCUGCUUGCUGCUGGUCCCAAAUAAAGAUGGUUAGCUGUGCCUGUGCCUUGGCUGCUUUUGGGAAACUGGAGUAAGGGUAGUUCCAUUAUGAGGUCUCAGAUCAUUAGGAAUGCUAGGGAGGAACAUUUUGCCAGGAUUCCCCCACAGGAAGCAUGGUGGGUCACGUGGCUGGGACUGGGGAAUGCCUCCAGCUUUGCACAGAGGUCAGAAUUGGGGCUCCAUGUAGCAGGAACAAAGCCAGAUGUUAGGUUUUAUGGCAAAGAAAUGUUCUGAGAGCU
Malurus melanocephalus (red-backed fairy wren) is the source of this 1793-nucleotide messenger RNA. Its product is annotated as secretin-like. Gene Ontology annotation, biological process: positive regulation of somatostatin secretion; negative regulation of gastrin-induced gastric acid secretion; positive regulation of pancreatic juice secretion. Gene Ontology annotation, molecular function: hormone activity. Gene Ontology annotation, cellular component: extracellular region. The transcript has 7 exons. The record is from RefSeq and is a predicted model, not a curated record. The coding region runs from base 757 to 1269 and encodes 170 amino acids. NCBI's taxonomy places the organism in Eukaryota, Metazoa, Chordata, Aves, Passeriformes, Maluridae.